This is a messenger RNA of Lolium perenne, 1370 nucleotides long. RefSeq lists its product as uncharacterized. Lineage: Eukaryota; Viridiplantae; Streptophyta; Magnoliopsida; Poales; Poaceae. The record is from RefSeq and is a predicted model, not a curated record.
AGCACUCCAUCUCCAUCUCUUCCCCAAGCGUGGAACCCGACGAAGCAACAAAACCGUGGACUAGCACCGCCGGUAUUCCGUUCCCAAAUUCCACAGAUUUCCACUACCCACUCCCAGUACUUAAGCCGGCGACCAACACAGCAGAAUCCCAACUCCCAGCCGCACUCCCACACCAAACGGGGGAGAAUCAGGCUCCCUUUCCGUUUCUUGAGAUCUCAGCCAAACCUGAACACUGUAAUCUCCGCAGCAGCAUCGCCUGACCGAGAGAUAGUAUAGCAAAGGCGAUAGUUCAGAUCAUCAUCAAACAUGUCACUCCUUUCAAAAUUACGGUUGGUCACUGUGGAUGUGACUGGCACUCUUAUUGCUUACAAAGGCCGGCUUGGUGAUUACUACUGUAUGGCAGCCAAGUCUGCUGGAAAGCCAUGCCCUGACUAUAACCGAAUGCAUGAAGGCUUCAAGCUUGCAUACACUGAGAUGGCUAGAAAGUACCCAUGUUUUGGGUUUGCGGCAAAGAUGCCAACGAUCGAAUGGUGGCGGAUUUGUGUCAAGGAUUCGUUCGUUAAGGCUGGCUAUGAUUACGACGAUGAGACAUUUGAGAAAGUCUUCAAGCGUAUUUAUUCUGCUUUCGGCUCCUCUGCACCAUACUCGGUGUUUCCUGAUGCACAGCCCUUCAUGAGAGGGCUGAGAGAAAAGGGGAUCACAGUUGGGAUCGUCAGCAAUGCAGAGUAUCGUUACAAAGAGGUCAUCUUGCCUGCAUUGGGGCUGAAUCAGGGCUCGGAAUGGGACUUCGGGGUGUUUUCGGGAAUUGUUGGUGUUGAGAAGCCUGACCCAACGCUCUUCAAGAUUGCGCUGGAAAUGGCAGGGAACAUCGCACCAGAAGAGGCACUCCACAUAGGCGACAGCAUGCGCAAGGACUAUGUCCCUGCAAGGAGUAUUGGGAUGCAUGCACUACUCCUGGAUCGAUUCAAGACUGCUGACGCCGAGAGCUGGAAGCAGUCCGGUGCGCCGGUGCUCCCGGAUCUGGAAGCUGCUGAAGCAUGGCUCACCAAGAAGCCGAAGGAGGAAUCUGAGGAGGAACCAUUAGCAGCUGCACUGCUGCGCAGGAUGUCCGAGAAACUCUGAAUUUUGCCCCCUGGAAAGUUCCUUAUGUGCUCUUGCUGUGGAGUGAGGGAUCCAAAGAAACGGCUGUGUUGUAGUAACGUGAAGAAAUAGGCUAGUUUCAUUAUCUGGAGCUACUCCCUGUCUCUGGUAGUAUUUGCUUCCAGUACAGCAAUUCAGCAUGUGCCGGACAUGUUUCAGCCAAGAAUAAUCAUGAUUAGGUGGAUCGUGUUUCAGCCAACAAUAAUCAUGGUUAUAUCAAGUAUUACUCA